Messenger RNA from Lethenteron reissneri (Far Eastern brook lamprey), 3093 nucleotides. Its product is annotated as protein QNR-71-like. Lineage: Eukaryota; Metazoa; Chordata; Hyperoartia; Petromyzontiformes; Petromyzontidae. The record is from RefSeq and is a predicted model, not a curated record. Gene Ontology annotation, cellular component: melanosome; plasma membrane. Gene Ontology annotation, biological process: melanosome organization.
UAAGGCGGUGGUGAACGGAGCGAAUGUUUUGUGGGACGGCAAGGUGGGUUAAAGGUGGCAUCUCUCUUUGGGUUUUUCAGCUCGUCCGUCCGUCCGUUUGAGUCGCCGAUGGAGCAAGCCGGCGUGGUCAAGUUGGCGAGCAUCGUGGUCGUCCUGUGGGCAGUAACCAGGCAGGUGACCUGCCUCAAACGAUUCGAGGACGUCUUGGCGGCUGGGAAAGAUGAUCUCUCAGGGGCGGCAGGCUCGGCCCCCCACGGCUGGCAGCAGGCCUCCUCCGCCGCUUGGAACGACACAGCGUACCCCGUGUGGCCCCCCAACGACACGCGCUGGGAGAGCAACUGGCAAGGCGGCCGCAUGAAGGUGAUGCUGACCAGCGACGGGCCGGCCCUGGUGGGCUCUCGUAUCACCUUCUACUCGCAGCUCCACUUCCCCCGCGGGCAGCUGCCACAGGCCAACGGACGCGCCGCCUGGGCCCAGAACGGCACCGUCGACGGGAGGCCCGUGAGUGCUGGUCACGAGGUGUACCCGGAGCUGAGCGAGAAGGGCGCAGGAGGCCGCCGCUCAUUCCCCGACGGGCGCCCCAUGAAGAGGGGCAGGCGGGACGAGGACUACGUCUACGUGUUCUACACCAGGGGUCGAUUCUGGGAGAUCGGAUCUCAGGUGACUGCGACCGUGACCAUCGACACGACGGACAUCCCCCUGGGCGUCCACGUGGUGCAGCUGCUUGUCUACCAGGAGCGCCACAACAACCAGUUCAUCCCUCUGGGCAACGCCACCGCUGAGUACACCGUCACCGACCAAGUCCCGUUCAGCGUGGAGAUCAGCCAGCUCAACGACCAGAACUACCUGGACAACCGUUUCGUCGAGAACCGCGACGUCAUCUUCACGGCCCGGGUGAACGACCCGAGCGGGUACCUGCGUGACAGCGUCGCGGAGCUCACCUACACGUGGAACUUUGGCGACGAGAGCGGUUCACUCAUCACGCAGAUGCCCACGUGCCGUCACGCGUACGCCGCCGCGGGCAACUACCGCCCGCAGCUGGUACUGCGCGCGAUCAUCCCAACCAAGUGCGGCACCCUCAAUGCCACCGUCAUUCCCGACGAGACCACGCGCACCAUCACCACGACCACAACCACCACCACCGCCGCCACCACCACCACCGCCGCCACCACGACGACCACCACCGCCACGACCACCACCGUCGCCGUCACCACCGCCGCGGCCACAACCACCGCUGCCGCCACCCCGUCCGCUCCUGGUGGACCCACCACUCCAGCUGCUGCUUCCACCAAAGUGCCAGCCACGCCAAACCCGGCCGCCUUGCUGAUGCUGACCGCGGCGUCUCAGCUGCCCGCUGAACCCGACGGCCAGACGACAUCACCGCCGCCAUCGACGGCGGGCACCAUUAGCCAAGAGGAGGAGGAGGCGGUGGUGGUGGUCACUAUCUCAGCCUCGGAGCCGACGGUGGAUGACAGCAGCAGCAGCAGUAGCAGCAGCGUCGUCCCCGCAGCCACCGUCAUCGAUGAGGCCGACGUGGCCACGGCGUCGUCUGCGUCGUCUGCGUCAUCUUCGGCGUCUCCCAGCGAGGCGGCGCUGCGUCUCGUCAAGCGGCAGGCGGUCGCGUGGAAGCCACCUCACUGCCAAGUUCACCGCUACGGCAGCUUCAGCACGCGAAUCACCGUCGUCCCUGAGAUCCAGAGUGUCAAGGUGGUAGCGUUGACUAGCGCCCAAGCUGGCGGGAGCACCGUACCGGGACUCGUCAACUUCAUGGUCACCUGCGAGGGCAGCCUGCCCACGCAGGUGUGCACGGUGGUGUCCGACGCUUCGUGCGUCACCGCGCAGAGCUCCGCUUGCCGCAACGUGAGUGGCGCCGGCGGCGGCUGCGAGAUUGCCGUGCAGGAGAGCUUCAACGCGAGCGGCACCUACUGCCUCAACGUGACCCUCUCGGACGACGUGAGCCUCGCGGUGUCCAGCACGCAGGUCACCGUCGGACCAGAUGGAUCUGGCUCAUCUUCGGCCCUGAAGUCGGCCAUCGUUGCCGGCGUUUUUCUGGCCAUCGCCGGAGCCGCCGUCUACGUGAAUCGGCGAUUCAAAGAAUACUCGCCCGUCUACCAGCACGUGGCAGAGAACGGAGCGGCUGCCGGUGGAUCGUGGGCUUCUUACGCCGGGAUGCGGAGGCUUCUGGGCCUGGGCAGAAACGAAGAGGCCAGUCCGCUGCUCGCGACGGCGGCCACUGGGCGCGUCGUCUGAGCCGAGCCGUCUCUGGCAAGGUGGCCGGCAACCAGGCGGCUGUCUGUGAGAUGCAAGUCAACCCUCGAUAAUAUCACUGGUCAACACACUUUUUCUGGCAUAAGGUAUUCCAACGGUUUUAAUGUAAUUUUGGGGUGCCGAUUCCAAAUCAGUGUUUGUCUAUCACAUGAGGUUUUUGAGAUGUCAAAUAUUGCAUUUUCAAUAAAAACUGCGGAAGAAAAAUGUUAAAUAAAUGUGGAUGUCUACGUAAAAUUAUCAUAUAAACACACUAUCCUAAAAAUACAGCACCAUAUUUUAACACUGAAGCAGUCACUGACUCGCAACAACUUGCAAUCAUAAGUGACAGAGUUAAUUUCGGGUAAAAUCAAUGAAAAUAGGGUAUGCCGAUAGCAUAUAAAUGAGAUGUGAUAGGGAAAAUCUGAGAUCAGAUUUGGAAUCAGCACCCUGAAAUUAGUCUAAAACAGCUGCAAAAGUCCAGGCCAGAAAAACAUGCUUUUUUUGUUGACCAGUUAUAAGCACGUUACAGAGACGCCAGUACUUACGAACGAGUUAAGUUCCAGAGGUGCUGUUCGUAAGUCGAUUUGUUCGUAAGUCGAUUUGUUCGUAAGUCGAUUUGUUUGUGAGUUCAACUUUACUCCUGUCGAUUCCAGACACGUUGUACGGCGUGUACACUAAACACGGGUAAUGACUUUAAAAUGUGUUUAAUCUCCUGUAGAUGCCACUUGUUCUUCAUGUUCUGCAGAUGUAGAUGCCACUGGUUCUUCACGUUCUGUAGAUGUAGAUGCCACUUGUUCUUCACGUUCUGCAGAUGUAGAUGCCACUGGUUCUUCACGUUCUGCAGAU